UCCGGAUCCCUGGAGGCUCAGCGGCUGUUGGAACUGGAGGUGGAGCCGAGCCCAGGGCCGCCUCGCAGGAGGGAAAGUUCGGCGGCGCCGGGCGGGAGCAGCGUAGCCAAGGGAGCCGGCUCCGCUGUCUGCAGGGUUGCUUGGGGUCCCUUGACCAUGAAUGACAGAUUGAAGAGUUGCCAUGUGGAUCUACAGUCCUCAAUGUGAGAAGCUUUAAACAAUCAUUUCUGUGGCUGGAAUCCUCAAAUGUUCUACUUAAUUGCCUCUGGAGCAUCACCAGUGGUGGCGCUGAGCUGAACACGGUGCUAGCAGAAGGGGGCGGUACUUUCCCUCUGGACCCUGACUUGGAAGCCAAGUGCGACUCCAGCGCAGUCACCGCCAGAAGCAGAUGUGUGAGCGGAGCAGCUGUGCGCCUCUCUUUCUGCCGAGGAUCCCCCUCAUCUUCAGCACAUCAGGAAGACUAUGAUGGAAACAAAAGAAAGAACUUGGAGAUUCCACUUAACUGAUUGUUUCUGCCUAGAGGAUCUUCUCUUGGAAGCAGGAGAGCCUUCUCAUGUAAUGGCUGACUUCCAAAGACAGGCUAUGUUCUAGAAGGAAAUGGAUGGAAUCAGUUCAGGGGACUUCAGCCGCACUGUGUUCUAAACAGAAAAGCCCGUGUUGGGGGCCCUCCUGGUGCCCUGGGAUGUUGCAUACUCUGGACCUGGAUGCAUGGCCCGCACCUGAGUGAGGAUGGUCCGACGCGGGCUGGUGGGGUGGAUUUCCCGGGUAGUGAUUCUGCUAGUGCUGCUCUGUUGUGCCAUCUCUGUUCUCUACAUGUUAGCCUGCACCCCAAAAGGCGACCAAGAGCAGCUGGGACUGCCACGGGCCAAUGGCCCCACAGGCAAAGAUGGCUACCAAGCGGUGCUACAGGAGCGUGAGGAACAGCAUCGCAACUAUGUGAAUAGUCUUAAGCGACAGAUCGCGCAGCUCAAGGAUGAACUGCAGGCACGCAGUGAGCAGCUCCGCAGUGGGCAAGACCAGGCCAGCGAUGCCACCAGCCUGCGGUCAGGCUGGGACCCUGAACCCAAAGCCCAGGCCGAUAUACUGGCCUUCCUGCGUGGGCAGGUGGACAAGGCUGAGGUCCACGCCGGUGUCAAGCUGGCCACCGAGUAUGCUGCUGUGCCUUUUGAUAGCUUCACUCUGCAGAAAGUAUACCAGCUGGAGACUGGUCUGACCCGCCACCCUGAGGAGAAACCAGUGAGGAAGGACAAGCGAGAUGAGCUAGUGGAAGCUAUCGAAUCAGCCCUGGAGAGUCUAAACAGCCCUGUGGAAAGCAGCCCACACCAGCGCCCUUACACGGCUGCAGACUUCAUAGAAGGGAUCUACCGAACAGAAAGGGAUAAAGGCACUUUGUAUGAGCUGACCUUCAAAGGGGACCACAAGCAUGAAUUCCAACGACUUGUCCUAUUUCGACCUUUUGGCCCCAUCAUGAAAGUGAAGAAGGAAAAGCUCAACAUGGCCAACACACUUAUCAACGUUAUCGUGCCCCUAGCGAGGAGGGUGGACAAGUUCCGGCACUUCAUGCAGAACUUCAGGGAGAUGUGCAUCCAACAAGAUGGGAGAGUUCAUCUCACCGUUGUUUAUUUUGGGAAAGAAGAAAUGAAUGAAGUCAAAGGAAUACUUGAAAACACUUCCAAGGCUGCCAAUUUUAGAAACUUCACCUUCAUCCAGCUGAAUGGAGAGUUCUCCCGGGGAAAGGGACUGGAUGUUGGAGCCCGCUUCUGGAAGGGAAGUAAUGUCGUGCUCUUUUUCUGUGAUGUGGACAUCUACUUCACCUCUGAGUUCCUCAACACGUGUAGGCUGAACACACAGCCAGGGAAGAAGGUGUUUUAUCCGGUUCUUUUCAGUCAGUAUAACCCUGGCAUAAUCUACGGCCAUCAUGAUGCUGUCCCUCCCCUAGAACAGCAGCUGGUCAUAAAGAAGGAAACAGGAUUUUGGAGGGACUUUGGAUUCGGGAUGACUUGUCAGUACCGGUCAGACUUCAUCAACAUAGGUGGAUUUGACCUGGACAUCAAAGGCUGGGGCGGUGAAGAUGUGCACCUAUACCGGAAAUAUCUCCAUAGCAACCUCAUAGUGGUGCGCACGCCUGUACGGGGACUUUUCCACCUUUGGCAUGAAAAGCACUGUAUGGAUGAACUGACCCCUGAGCAGUACAGGAUGUGCAUGCAAUCAAAGGCUAUGAAUGAAGCAUCCCACGGGCAGCUGGGAAUGCUCGUCUUCCGGCAUGAAAUAGAGGCUCACCUUCGCAAACAGAAGCUCAAAGCCAGCAGUAAAAAGACAUGACCUCCUAGGCACAGAUUAGCCAAGACGUUUAAAUUUUGUGCCUUUGGCAGUUACUGAAGAAGUAGAUGCAACAAGGUAUAGACUUCCACAAAGGGCAACAAAGAAUCUGACUGAUGAGCGACAGAUGAAUGAAGAGUCUCGGGUUUCUGUUGGCUCUGUGUAUGGUGGUGACUCUGACUGUGUUUGCAGCCAAAUGAGCUCUCUGGUCCCUGCUUGCUGAAAUAGUCACAACCGCAGACCGGUUUCAGAAAACUAGAAGGAGCUGCAAGCGCACUGACUUCUCUUCUUUGGGUUGGUUACGUCAGAGGGCUUUGGUACUACUACAACUACCAAAGGCUCAGAUGGAGCUCUCGGACGGAGCAGAGGACCUGUGUGAAAAGUGGAGAUCUGACAUUAGUGUCCUCCACCAGACAGUGAGCAAAAUCAAAGGGACCUGGAAACAAACCAUCCAAACUGUCAUUUCCCUAGUAUUAACUAAAAAACAAACAAACA
Molecule: messenger RNA, 2814 nt
Organism: Rattus rattus (black rat)
Lineage: Eukaryota; Metazoa; Chordata; Mammalia; Rodentia; Muridae
Gene: Csgalnact1
Product: chondroitin sulfate N-acetylgalactosaminyltransferase 1
Exons: 10
Coding region: 730-2322 (530 amino acids)
Cellular component (GO): Golgi cisterna membrane
Molecular function (GO): glucuronosyl-N-acetylgalactosaminyl-proteoglycan 4-beta-N-acetylgalactosaminyltransferase activity
Source: RefSeq, a predicted model, not a curated record